ACUCGGCCGGGUUGUGAACACUUCAACCUCGAACUACAUAUUUUUGCUUUUGUAUAAAAUUCAGUAUAUUAUUUCCCUCAAAACCCAGUUCCCCUCUUUCUUCUCCUCCAGACUUCCUGCAAAAUCCAAAUUCAUGGAUUUCUCAAGCGAGGUUGGGUUGCGGUUGCUCUUUUGUCCUCUUAGUUCCAACAUUGUUGUCCGUACAGCAUGUUGUUCUGUGGGGACUAUUUUACCUGUUUACUCUACUUUUAAAGCAAUUGAGAGCGGAAAUCAAAUUGAGCAACGGAAAUGGCUUCUUUACUGGGCAGUUUAUGGGUCUUUUAGUGUUGCAGAAGUGUUUGCUGACAAAAUUCUCUCCUGGUUUCCUCUUUACUACCAUAUGAAGUUUGCUUUUCUAGUUUGGCUACAACUUCCAACUUCUGAUGGAGCGAAGCAUUUGUAUAUGAACCAUCUCCGUCCAUUUUUGCUGAGGCAUCAAGCUAGGAUGGAUCAAAUUGUGGAGUUUGUAUAUCGUGAAACGAGCAAAUUCAUCAGUGCACACCAAGCAGAAAUCCAAUUUGCAAGGACACUUUCAGUAAAACUUUUGUCUUCAGUGAAUGAAACAGUAUCUGAGUUUUUUCAUCCAGUGCAAAGGCAUUCUUCAACUCGUGCCAUUGAAGGCCCCAGAAGUGUAACUUCAGAUCAACAAUCUGACAAUGAAGAUUGAUUCGUUCUCCGACCCUGCUUAAAUUAGUUAUCAUCUCCAUCCCAUUACAAAUCGGUUUGCAGUUGGAAGUGUCCUGAUGAUUGAGAUGAGUAUAGAUGAGUUUGAAAUGGGGGAUAUAUAACUGCAGAACUUUCGUCCUUUAUUAGUAGAGAGUAAAUGGAUUAGCAUUGUAAAUAGAUGUUUUUCUAAAUUUCAUUUGCAGUUUGUUAUUAGAUGUUGCCAUUUUCAUAUCAGUUCAACUGGCUGGACCAAUAACUGGAAACAGUUUUGGGCUGGUUUAUGCUUAAAAACACAGCAUCAGGAGAAAGUCCCAUGUGAAACUAGUUGAGCUGUGUCUUCAUCCAGAUUGACACGUUAUUAGGCCAGAAGCACAUAGGUCUGAGUGACAAAGGAUAAUACUCAUUAAUUUAGAGUCUGUUUGAUUUGGCUGUUAGGAACAAUUGUAGUU
Rubroshorea leprosula is the source of this 1154-nucleotide messenger RNA. NCBI's taxonomy places the organism in Eukaryota, Viridiplantae, Streptophyta, Magnoliopsida, Malvales, Dipterocarpaceae. The record is from the annotation of a GenBank genome assembly.